AAGUAUAUACGGAGUGUAAUAAAAAAACAACUUCGUACAAGAAAGAGCAUCCGACAGAAAACAAAGCGGCAGCAACGGGAAUGGGAAUCGUGAGAACGGAUGAGAGCCAGAAGAUGGAGAUGGAGGAGCUCCGACGAAUGCUCCUCUCCUGCGCCGGCACCGGCCGGAGUAAGGACCGCGAAUCGCUCAAGCUAUCCGGGCCGGUUUUGCCGCCGGAGGAAAACGACAAACUAGUAUGCGUCACCGUAGGCGUUUCCUUCCUCGGAAUCGCAAUUGUGAACCAACUCCUACUUCGAGGCUACUCUGUUCGUAUCCUCGUCCACAACCAAGAGGAUCUGGAAAAGCUGAGGGAGAUGGAAGCGUCUGGUGAAAUGAGGGGAUGUAAUGGCAGCAACGUGGCAGAGGCAGUGAUGGCGCGAUUGAGUGACGUGGAGAGCAUAUCAGAUGCUUUCGAUGGCUGUCGUGGCGUCAUCCACACUGCUGCCUUCAUUGACCCCGCUGGCCUUUCUGGAUAUUCCAAAUCAAUGGUUGAAGUGGAAGUGAUGCGAAGCAACAAUGUUGUGGAGGCAUGUGGACGUACAGUGUCGGUUAGAUAUUGUGUGCUCACCUCCUCUCUUCUAGCAUGUGUAUGGCAACACCACACUGGCACUACUCUUCUUAACCACAAAAUUGAUCAUCACAGCUGGAGUGAUGAGUCCUUGUGUCUCACUAAAAAGCUUUGGUAUGCAUUGGGUAAGCUAAAGGCGGAAAGGGCAGCGUGGGAAAUAGCAAGGGAGGCAGGAUUGAAGCUCACCACAAUUUGCCCAGGUCUUAUCACUGGCCCCGAGUACUGUAACAGGAACCCAACAUCCACCAUUGCAUAUCUCAAAGGAGCUAGAGAGAUGUGUGAGAGAGGGGUACUGGCAACAGUGGAUGUAAACACAUUAGCCAAGGCUCAUGUAAGGGUGUACGAGGAGAUGAAUGGAACAGCGCACGGGAGAUACGUGUGUUUUGAUCAGAUUAUAACGAGUCCAAAUGAGAUCCAAGCACUGGAAACAGAGACUGGAAUCGAUAUUAGUAGUAGUAGUAGUCUUAUAACAGAUGCAUCCCACCAGCCACAAGGAGACAGAGUCCAACUCUCCAACACUAAGCUUAGUCGCCUAAUCUCAAACACAUUCAGAUGUAAACACUACUAGUAGUUUAUCAUAUUUCUGUAGUAUAUGUGAUGACUUAACAAUUGCAUUUGCUCAAGUUGAAUGACAAAGGCUUUUAGUGACUACAGCCAGAUAUUUCUUUUGGCAAAUAGAGUUUUCUAAACAAGUUGUUGCGGCCUGCGGGUUCCUCAAAAAAAAAAAAAAAAAAAAGUCACGUGAAUGAUUUAAUCGGUGAAAAGUCGACGACAAAACCAGUGUUUCAUUGGAUGCCCAGAACAGUUUUGGAGUCGAAGUUUACAGUUGAUGAAAUCACCUUUAGAGAAAACACAAAAGACGAAAGCCAUCUUUGUGUGCAUGGAUCUCCAGCAAUGCUUUAUGUCCCAAACGUCAUUAUAAGCCAUAAUUUGUGCCCGUGCUUUUUCGCUCAAAUGACUUCUUUGCUCAAUGUAAAACAUUACAAAUAAUACAUUUUACUUUAAGAAUACAUUAAAACAUUAACUUUGAAGGUCAUGUUUUACGCAGUAAUAUUUUCGAAAUUAGUUUUCCACCAGAUCGCGUGUUCUCCGCCUCGUUAAUUAUAUGUACAAAUUCUAGAUAGUAAAAUGCAAGUUCUCAUUGCUUAAUAAAUUCUCGAUGCCAGAUUGCUUAACAAAUUAUCAAUUGUAUAACGGCGUUUCUCCAACAACAAUGGUUUGGUGCUGAGCUGCUUUAGAAAAAAGUAAUAAAAAAAUAUGCAAAAUGUGCGAAACAUUACAACGAAAUAUAUUAAUGAUUAAUGUUCUAAUGCUUACUAGACCAGCUUCAAAGAUAGGAAAUCUCAGCAAAUCUGAAGAGCAAAAGAAUGAUUUGAUGUACGAGCAGAUAAACACCUCCCUUCCUAUUUAUUAUUCUAUGAAAGGGGGCUGCCUGAAUUUCUGCUCGAAAGUGGUCUGGAAUUUAAUCAAAAUUGACAGAAAGUAUAAAAAAAAAAAAUAAUAAUAAGAGGUUCAGAUUGUUGCUUAAUCUGCUCAACGAAGAGCUUUUGACGGCUCCCCUCAUACAAGAGGUGUCAGAAAUAUAAGAAGCACCAUCAUCAUCACCAACCUUCAUAAAAAAUGGCGUUCAAUUCGUCCGAAAAGUUUACAACGGCAUAGCGACUGAAAUAACCAAACAUCUCUGAAGAGACUGGAUCGGAGGAGGAAACUGACGAAAUUGAU
This is a messenger RNA of Cuscuta epithymum, 2329 nucleotides long. The record is from the annotation of a GenBank genome assembly. NCBI's taxonomy places the organism in Eukaryota, Viridiplantae, Streptophyta, Magnoliopsida, Solanales, Convolvulaceae.